CCAAAAUGUCAAAGAGUUCUUCGCGGAUCUCACCCAGACCUCAGGGGCUAUGGACGUCAGCCCUGUGGUGAGGGACAUCAUGAUGAAUCGAACCUUCACCAUCAUCAGUCUUCAUUUUGCCGACUUUGGGACCGAAGAUUGGGUGUCCUGGUUCACGGUGAAACUGAUCCAUCUCCUUCCCAGCCUGACUGCAGAGAUGCUCCAAACAGCAGCAUUAAACACAGACUGCAGUGAUUUUGACAUCAUUGUUAGGGCUCUGAGCAGGGUCUUUGACCAGAUGACUUUGCUGAGACAACAGGAGCUUUCUGCAGUGCUGUUUGGUUACCUGAAAUUAAAUAAUCAAACAGCUUGUCUUCAGAAAAAUACUCCCUUACCCAUAGGCACUAAAUAUGUUACUUCUGCAACUACAUCUCAAAAGUCAACCACUCAACUACCAGCCAAGGCCUCCACAGGUCCAGCAGUGCAAGGCGAAGUAUUUGUUAUUCUGCAGAUCCGUGUGCAUAUACAGUAUAUUGAUGCUUACAGUAAUCCUGCUUCACUGGAGUAUCAGACUCUAUCCAGAAACAUCACAAUGGAGCUGAAUCACUUCUACUGGAAAUUUUAUGAGCCACAAUUUCUUAGAUGCUACUUAAUGAGAUUCUGGCCUGGGUCAGUGGGUGCGGAUAUGCAGCUUAUUUUUAAAAGUGACACUGUGCUUCCAAAUAAAGAAAGCAUUGAAGACAAUCUUAAGUCAGCAAUUGUGGAAUCAAAAGUGUUUCUUGACAUUAUUCCUGCCAGUAUCAUUGUUGUGAAUCAAGAUGACUCAAAUUUGACAACCAGACAAACCCAGUCAUCACAAAAUGUUCUGCAAACAUUAUCUACUGCAGCACCAGUUAUUUCUAGUGUUAUACCUCCUGAUCUUUGGAGCACAGCUCCCCCUAAUUAUGUUUCAAUCACUGUAGUUCCUAAUCCUUCAACCAUAGUAGUUCCUACAAAUAUUUCAGACACCUCUGUCACUACUGGUCCAUCAGUCACAGUUGGUUCAUCAAACACAACAGGUGACACUCAUCCGUCAAGUACUUCAUCUUCUAAUGGUCCCAUAGCAGUUCCUACUCAAAAAUCAAGCAUAACUGCUCCUCCUGGAACAUUAAGCACAGCAGAUCCUGCUCAUUUACCAAACACUACUCGUAAUGCCCAUCCAAGCACUGGGGAUCAUAGUGAUUCCUCAAUCACUGCAGUUUUAACUAAUCAAACUAGUAAAACUGUUGGAUCAAGUACUACAGAUUAUAUUGAGCAACCAAGGACAACUGAUCAUACCUUAAUUACUGCAGUUCUGUCAGACACAACUGCUUCUACUGGUCCCAUCACAACACCAGAUAUUUCAGGAUCAUCAAAAUCAUCUGUUACUGUUGGUUCCACUACUGAAGUCUUUGCACAUCUUUCAAGAACAACUCUUCGCAAUCAUAUUUCAAACAGUGCCAUUCUCACUGAUAGGCAGAGCACAAAUAUUUAUAGUGAAACAUCCACCAGUGUAGUUCCUGCUGAUCUGUCAAGCAUAAUGUCACCUAUUGGUUUUACAGACACUACAGUCACUACAGAUCCGUCGGUCUCAAAAGUUUACCCUGGACCAAAUAACACUGCCAGUCGAAUAAACACAACUACUUCUAAUUAUUCUUCAAACAAUGAGGUCCUUAUGGAUAAAUCAAGCACAGCUGCUUCUGCUGGUCCCAUCACAAUGCCAGAUAUUUCAGAGUCAUCAAAAUCAUCUGGUCCUGUGAAGUCUACGACUUCUUCAGUUCCUAUUAAUCAAUCAUACUCCACUGUUCCUUCUAAUAUCUCAACCACUGAUGUCCUCAUACAUCUUUCAAGAACAACUCUUUCUAAUCAUAUUUCAAACAGUGCAGUUCCCACUAACAGGCAGAGCACAAAUAUUUAUAGUAAAACAUCCACCACUGUAGUUCCUGCUAAACUGUCAAGCACAAUAUCACCUACUGGUUUUGCAGAUACUAGUGUCACUACUGGUCCAUCAGUCUCAAAAGUUUCCCCUGGACCAAAUAACACUGCCAGUCGAAUAAACACAACUACUACUAAUUAUUCUUCAAACAAUGAGGUCCUUAUGGAUCAAUCAAGCACAACUGUUCAUACUGGAACCUCAAACACUGCAGUUCCUACUGAAUUGUCAAUUACAAGUGCCCCAACUGCCUCUUUCAUUACUAGAGAUUCUACUAAUCAAUCAGCAGAUCCUAAUGCUCCCUUUACCACUAAGGUCACUACUGAUUUAUCAGACACAACUCAUUCUUCAAUCACAGCAGAUCAUACUGAUCUAUCAAGCACUGCUUUUCCUAUUGGUACCACCCACCCUGCAAUAUCUACUAAUCAGUCAAGCACAACGAUUCCUCUAGGCCUUUCAAACAGUCAGACUCUUCCCAUUCUAUUACCCACAAUAGUUCCUACUGAUCUUUCAAAUAGAACUGUUCCUAAUGACAAUUCAAGUAUCUCCGGUCCUACUGAACAAUUAAACAUGACUAUUCCCAAUGGUCCGUCAACUACUACAGUUCCCGAAAAUCUUUCAAAUACAACUGUUCAGCCAGGCUCUUCCACCUCCACAGUGACAACCUACCCCUCAAAUACAGUUAUUAUGCCUGAUAAGAUCUACACCACGAUCUCUACUAAUCUGCCAAGCAAAGUCAUUUCUAAUCCAACAAAUAUUACAGUUUCAACCAAUAUGCCAAUCACAACUGCUCCAGUUGGCCAUUCAAACAAUGCAACAACUGUUCUUUCUAGUCCAUCUCCAUCCAGUGCAGCUAGUAAUCAUGUCACCACAUCUGUAAUAUUUUCAAAUUCAUCACACUCUAACGUUGUCACCACCUCAACCACAUCUUCACUGCAAACUACUCACUUAUCAACUAAAGCUUCCACAGGAUCAGCAGUGCAAGGCGAGGGAUUUGUUAUUCUGCAGAUCCGUUUGCAAAGACAAUACAUUGAUGCUUACAAUAAUCCUGCUUCUGUGGAGUAUCAGAUCCUGUCCAGAAACAUAACUAUUGAGCUCAAUCAAAUCUACCGGGUAAUUUAUGGGAUCCACUUCCUCAGAUGCUACGUGAUAAGAUUCUGGCCUGGGUCAGUGGGUGUGGAUACAGAACUUAUUUUUAAAAACCAGACUGUAGUUCCAUAUGCAACAAGCAUUGAAGAAUCUCUUAAGACAGCAAUUGCUGAAUCAAAAGUCUUCCUUGGCGUGAUUCCUUCUAGCAUUACUGUUGUGCAACAGCAAGACUCAACUUCAACCACCAGCCAAACUCAGACAUCACAAAGUGUUCCUGUAAUGUUAACAUCAUCGGCUGUUACACGGAUUCUGUCUAGUAUGCUGUUUAUGCUUCUGCUUCUGCUUCUGCUAUGGGAUUAAGUAAUUCUGUAAUUAUGCAAUGCUGUACUCCAAUUAUCACAUUUAAGCCUACAAUUAAUAUAAUUAAAUCUCUAUUAUGUGCUUUCAUAAAACAUUACUCUUGCAUUUAUGCAAUUAAAAUAUGAAUAAUUAUGUACUUUUAGCAAAACCUAAAACCUGCAUUUUAGCUUUUCUUUUUUGGAUAAUAAAUAAAUUAAAAUACAAGGCAUUGUAAAUAAAAAGAUAGAUGCAUUUCAAUGGUUUAAAAACACUAUAUAAUUUUUUUUUUGAUUUCAGUUGUAAAAAUCUAGAAAUUUGUUGUAGUUGUGCACUAUGCCUUUGUUAUUCAAAAAAGUGUAGACUAUUUGUAGGAGUACCAAAUUUUCA
Messenger RNA from Puntigrus tetrazona (Sumatra barb), 3745 nucleotides. RefSeq names its product mucin-5AC-like. The record is from RefSeq and is a predicted model, not a curated record. The coding region runs from base 50 to 3379 and encodes 1109 amino acids. The transcript has 10 exons. NCBI's taxonomy places the organism in Eukaryota, Metazoa, Chordata, Actinopteri, Cypriniformes, Cyprinidae.